Molecule: messenger RNA, 2030 nt
Organism: Syngnathus typhle (broad-nosed pipefish)
Lineage: Eukaryota; Metazoa; Chordata; Actinopteri; Syngnathiformes; Syngnathidae
Gene: pyroxd1
Product: pyridine nucleotide-disulphide oxidoreductase domain 1
Exons: 13
Coding region: 64-1566 (500 amino acids)
Molecular function (GO): oxidoreductase activity; flavin adenine dinucleotide binding
Source: RefSeq, a predicted model, not a curated record
UAAUUUUGAAGCUGAUUCUAGCGCUCGGAAAUGUUUUACUAAACAUUAGCUUGUUUUUUUACCAUGGCUGAUAAAGUCUGCAAAACGUUCAAAUUUAUCGUCGUUGGAGGUGGCAUCGCGGGGGUGACGUGUGUUGAACAGUUGUCAUACAGUUUACCGUCAGCUGACGUAGCUCUGAUUACCGCAGGCCUCCAGAUAAAGACAGUCACCAACUAUAAACAGGUCGCCAAAGUUCUGGAAGAGUUUGAUGUGGAGGAGAAACCAGCCAGUGUUCUGGAGGAGAAAUUCCCCAACCUGACCGUUAUUCACUCGGCUGUUAAAACAUUGCACACACAAUCACAUUUGGUGGAGACUGCAGAUGGAAACAUUUAUGGCUACGAAAAGCUUUGCAUCUGCAGCGGGGCCAGACCGAAGCUGCUAACCCAGGACAGGCCAUUCGUGCUGGGCAUUCGGGACACGGACAGUGCCCAGGAGUUUCAAAAGCAGUUAACUCAAGCCAGGAGGAUCGUUGUUGUCGGAAAUGGCGGGAUUGCCUUGGAGUUAGUGUACGAGGUGGAAGGCUGCGAGGUGAUCUGGGCCGUGAAGGACAAGGCCAUUGGGAACACCUUCUUCGACGCGGGGGCGGCCCGAUUCCUCAUCCCGUCGCUGAGCGCCGACAAGCCGGAGCGGGCGGCCCCCUGCAAGAGGGCUCGCUACACCACAGACGACCCGAAAGCCGGCGAGCUUCAGACCUUCACUUCAGAUCGACACUCACGACGUGGCGCUGGUCCCACAGAGUCCGGCAGCGCGCUCGGUCCAGACUGGCACCAAGGACUGGUUCUCAAAGGAGCGGAGUGGGCAUCCCGCGGGGUUUCAGUGGAAUAUCAGUGUGAGGUGGAAACGAUCUUCACCUCUGAGGAAAUGCUCAACUCCCAAUCCCAAACACCGAAACCCGAUACUGAAUCAACCUGGCCCGUUUACGUCCUGCUGACCAACGGCAAGACAUUCGGCUGCGACUUUAUCGUGAGCGCCACGGGCGUCACGCCCAACACGGAACCAUUUCUUCACGGCAACAACUUCGCUCUGGCGGAAGACGGCGGCCUCCGAGUGGACGACCACAUGGCGACAUCGGAGCCGGACGUCUACGCCGCCGGAGACGUUUGCACGGCAUGCUGGGAGCACAGCCCGCUGUGGCAGCAGAUGCGCUUGUGGACGCAGGCUCGUCAGAUGGGCUGGCACGCCGGCCGCUGCAUGGCCGCCUGCGUCCUGUCCGAAGCUAUCGAGCUGGACUUCUGCUUUGAGCUCUUCUCACACAUCACUCAAUUCUUUAACUACAAGGUGGUUUUACUGGGAAAGUUUAACGCGCAAGGCCUGGGGUCCGACUAUGAGCUGCUACUACGCUACACCAAAGGCCAGGAGUAUGUCAAGGUGGUUCUGCAAGGCGGCAGGAUGGUCGGGGCGGUGCUGAUCGGUGAAACCGACUUAGAAGAGACCUUUGAGAACCUCAUCUUGAACCGGAUGGAUCUCACGCAGUACGGGGAGGAUCUUCUCAACCCCAACAUCGAUAUCGAGGACUACUUUGAUUGAGCGGAAGGCAAAAAAAAAAAAAUCUAAAUGUGUACAUGAAAAGGACAUUUGAGUUCAUGUUCUGCAAGUUAAUGAGUAAUGAGUCUGGUUUAAUUAGACUUGCAAAGGGGUGGAGCCUUUCCAGUACAUUUCCAUUGGAAGUCGAGAUGGAAAAUUCAAUUUAUUUCCACUUUUGCCUUGUAGAGUUUCCAUUAACGUUAACCAGACACAUCACUGCACAGUAUUCUGAUUUGGAUGCGGAAAACUAGUUGAUACUCAGCUCACCUGUCUUUGUGGAAUAAAACAAAAACUUUUGUUGCUAUGUAGAUCACAUUUCAAUCCAAACAGCUCCCCCCCUGUGUCUCGACAAACCUUUUAACAAACAAGGUUAUUAUUGUUAGCCGGGACAUGUUGCUCUUGGCGAUGUGUCUGUUUGAAAAUCCCCCUGACGUGCUCGCUUUAAAAAUAAAAAAAGACACGUGGAA